Verticillium alfalfae VaMs.102 is the source of this 3681-nucleotide messenger RNA. RefSeq names its product ATP-binding cassette sub-family B member 5. The record is from RefSeq and is a predicted model, not a curated record. NCBI's taxonomy places the organism in Eukaryota, Fungi, Ascomycota, Sordariomycetes, Glomerellales, Plectosphaerellaceae. Gene Ontology annotation, cellular component: membrane. The coding region runs from base 1 to 3681 and encodes 1226 amino acids. Gene Ontology annotation, molecular function: ABC-type transporter activity; ATP binding; ATP hydrolysis activity. Gene Ontology annotation, biological process: transmembrane transport. The transcript is spliced from 15 exons.
AUGGCUGACAAUGAUGCCGGCGUCGCACCGGCGGACGAGACGGAGGAUACGCAGCCGAAGCCGAAGAUUGACCCCAAGCAUUGGAUCACCAUAUUUAAUUUUAUUAGAGUCUUGUCAUAUGCCACGGCAUGGGACAGACUGCUGCUCAUCGUGUCGGUGGCUGCUGCCGUCGGCGCUGGCUUGACGAUGCCUUUGAUGAAUAUUCUGUUUGGCCAGCUUGUCGGUGUCUUCACUGGCUUCUUCAAACAAGGCUCCGACGAGACGACACAGGAGUUUCUCGAUGCUGUCAAUGUCGGCGUCUUGUACAUGGUGUACUUGUUCUUCGCAAGACUAGGUCUGACCUACAUCGCCAAUCUCGGUUUCCGCAUGACGAGCCUCCGCAUCUCAGCUGCCAUACGCUUGACUUACUUGCAGACCCUAUUUACGCUUCCAAUAUCCAUGCUUGACAUGCUCCCUCCUGGUCAGACAGCUGCCAUCAUCACCACGACUGCCAGCAUUCUCCAGAACGGCAUAUCCGAAAAGAUGGGCCAGUUCUUCUCCAGCAUCGCCACCGUGGUCGCAGGCUUCUGCAUUGCCCUCUCCUAUAAUUGGAUGCUUACCCUCGCCACGAGUACGGGUCUCGUUUUCAUUGCCAUCGUUUAUCUGCUCUCCGCGCCGCCGGUAGUACGCAUCAUGGGCGAAGUGCAGGCAGUUGAGGUGCAAGCCGCGUCCGUUUCAACCGAAGCAUUCGCGUCGUGGAGGAUGCUAUCAGCUUGUGGAGCGGAAGGCAAGAUGAUGGCAAGGUAUGCGAGCUUUGUAGAUGAGACAAGGCAUAAGGGUUUUGGGCUGGCGUGGAUCGUAGCGGCGCAACAGUCUCUGAGUGAUACUUUUGCCCUGGCCUUUUGGUAUGCCUUCAUGCUGUACUCCAUGAUGGCUAUUACUAGCCCCGAGCCUUUGAUUGUCGUACUUCUAUGCGUCAUGGUUAUGGCCUCAUCUAUCGGUCAGAUCACGGCGCCUCUCUCUGCCGCCUCCCAAGCUGCGUCAGCCGGCGCCAUCUUUCACACAAUCAUUGACGCCCCAAAGACGACGUACGGGACACUCAAGGCGCCUGAAAUCUCAGCCGACGGAGACAUUGUCCUCGAAAACGUCAAUUUUGUCUAUCCGACUCGUCCGGACGUCAAGAUUCUGGAAGGCCUGAACCUUUGCUUCCCAGCCGGCAAAGUCACGGCAAUAGUCGGUCCCUCGGGCUCCGGAAAAAGCACCAUCGUCGGCAUCCUGGAAAGAUGGUAUGAAUUCAACGGCGAUCCCGUCACGAACCAACUAGUUCUCUGGCUCCGCAACGGUCUCGUCACCGUAGGCGGCCACAAGCUCAGCGACAUCGACCCUAAAUGGUGGCGCAACCAGAUUGGUCUGGUCCAGCAGGACAAUGCUCUGUUUAAUACAACCAUUUACAAGAAUGUCGAGCAUGGCCUCAUCGGCACAGAGUGGGAGUGCGAAGCCCACCACGUCAAGGCCAAGCUUGUCGAGGAAGCGUGCAGAGAUGCUUUCGCCGACGAGUUCAUUGUCCGCCUGCCAGAUGGUUACCAAACAGCCGUUGGCGAGUCUGGCAUCAAGCUCAGCGGUGGCCAGCGCCAGCGCCUUGCUAUCGCGCGCGCCAUUAUCAAGAAGCCCAAGAUUCUCAUCCUCGACGAGGCAACAUCUGCCAUCGAUGUGCGCAGCGAGCAAAUUGUCCAAGCGGCCCUCGACCGGGCCUGCAGAGGACGCACGACGAUUGUCAUCGCACAUCGUCUUGGCACCAUCAAGAAGGCGCAUAAUAUCGUGCUCCUGCGCCAUGGCAAGGUUGUCCAGCAAGGAACGCACGAGAGCCUAAUGAAAGAGGUCGGUGGUGCAUAUCACACUCUUGCAACAGCACAGCAGCUGGACAUGGGGGAUGGUGCACGAAACGACCUUGAUAGCUCAUCAUACGAUUUAGGGAUGGGGGAAAAGUCGGCUUAUACUGACGACACAGAUAUGCAAGAAGAUUUCGACGAGAAGGCAGUCGGUCAAGAUAGGCGAUCAAGGCGGAGGAGCCGGGAUAGUUGGCGCAGUCUUGAACUUCACGAUGACGAUUCUGACGACGACCUGCUUGAUGCUGAGGAGUCACUUCUGAGGGGCAUAACCCGUGCGUACCGCAAGGAAUACUUUGCCAACAUGCUAUCCAAAUCCGCCUCCUUCUUCGAUGCAGAAGCAAAUUCGGCUGGCGCCCUCACCGCUAGGCUCGCCACGGACCCAACACAGCUCCAGCAGCUCCUGGGCACCAACAUGGCAUUUGCUCUUGUAUCCGUCUUCAACGUUGUGGGCUGUGUCGUCGUCGGCCUUGUCUUUGGUUGGAAGCUUACCAUUGUGGCGCUGUGCACCUCAACACCCCUCAUCGUCGCGGCUAUGUACUACCGCGUGCGACACGAGAUGGGGUUCGAGGCGAUGAACAACGCCGUCUUCGCCGAGAGCGCCAAAUUCGCGUCGGAGAGCAUCGCUGCCACGAGGACGGUGUCCAGUCUGACGAUGGAGGCUGGCAUCUGUGGACGGUACGAGAACCUGUUGCGCGACCAUAUUGGUGCCGCGUUUCGCAAGUCAGUCUUCUCGGUGAUGCUGUUCUCCUUCAGUGACAGCAUCUCUCUCCUGUGCAUGGCAUUUGUGCUCUGGUACGGAGGUCAUCUGCUUGCCCGACAUGAAUAUUCGCCUUUCCAGUACAUGAUCGUUUAUAUCGCAGUAGUUCAAGGUGGCAUGAGUGCCGGACAGUGGCUGAGCUAUGGUCCAAAUAUUGCGAACGCAACCGCUGCAGCUGACCGGAUCCUGGCGAUGCGAGAACACGAUGAAGACGAUGUGGAUGCAGAUAGCGUGGGCUCAAGACAGUUGCACGAUGUCCCAGAUGAAAAGGAGUUUCAUGUUGAGUUCAAGAACGUCUGGAUCAACUACCCGACACGGCCGGGGCCAGUGUUGAAGGGAUUGAGCCUCCAGAGGGGACAAUUUGCCGCCAUCGUUGGUCCAUCAGGCUCUGGCAAGACCACAAUCAUCUCCCUUCUCGAGCGAUUCUAUUCUGUUGAGACAGGCACGAUUGCUAUCAACGCCCAAAACAUCCUCGAUCUCGACCUCCACACCCAUCGAUCAAACCUCUCUCUCGUCUCCCAGGAACCCAACAUCUUCAGCGGUAGUCUUCGCGCCAACAUCCUCCUUGGCGUGCCCAACGAGCCCUCCGUUACGGAUGCAGACCUCCACCGCGCUGCCCGCGACGCAGGACUUCAUGAUUUCAUCGCCUCCCUGCCCGAGGGCUACGAGACGCCUGUCGGCGCCGCGGGCGUCGCUCUCUCAGGAGGCCAAAAACAGCGCGUAUCCAUCGCCCGAGCGCUCAUCAGGCGGCCGGAGCUUCUUCUCCUCGAUGAAGCGACGAGCAGCCUCGAUAGUGAGACCGAGAGGGAGGUACAGGCCGUCUUUGAUGCGGCAAAGGGCCAGAGGACCAUGAUCACGGUUGCGCACAGGCUUGCUACCGUGCAGAAUGCGGAUAUCAUCUUCGUCAUGGCCGACGGACAAAUCACCGAGAAGGGAGACCAUGCAGCACUCAUUGCGAAGAGAGGGAUGUAUUUCCAGAUGGUAAGUCCUACUUGGCAAGUUGCUCCCGAUCAUUUACUUACGUCGCAGUGUCAAUCGCAAGCGUUAGACAGGUAA